Molecule: messenger RNA, 1464 nt
Organism: Laetiporus sulphureus 93-53
Lineage: Eukaryota; Fungi; Basidiomycota; Agaricomycetes; Polyporales; Laetiporaceae
Exons: 1
Coding region: 1-1464 (487 amino acids)
Source: RefSeq, a predicted model, not a curated record
AUGACCGAGAGACUGGUCUUGGAAAACAUUAUAAAAUACGCAUCCAAUGGGAGAUUGGUGCACUGCGAUGGGACCCUUCUCCCGAGGUUUCCAGGGAAGGGUGGAAUUGCGGCUCUUUUGAUCGCAGAGAGCAAGGCGAGGUUGGGGGAUCGGUAUAGAGACCUUCCACCGCACCAGAUGACAAGAGACGUCCAGGCAGUUGGGUUGCUACGGGAUUCCCAAGAGGUGAUUCGAGGGAAUGUCUUUGCGGUAUCGGCAGACCAGGUCUACUCUUUUUCUGCUGUCACGCAGUCAAAGGCGAAGCCUACUGUGGAGACAGAGUCAGAAGAGGAAGUCAGCGGACUGCGGGAAGUAGAUAUCGAGCAUGCGAAGGGCCGUGGAAGUGGGAGGCCAUCCAUUGUCAAGGUACAAUCGCCAUCGGACAAGACAGCGUUCACCCGAGUAGAAGGCGGAGAUUCUCCGGGGCAUGGAAAAGGCUCGCAGAUGCACUCUAGCAACACAGAGGAGGGUUGGAAAGAACGAGAGAGGAAGAAAGCGGAAGAGUGGCGUUGGGGAGAUGGCAAAGACAAGUAUGGUGACAGGAGCGGGGCACAGUACAGAUUCACGUCGCAGCUACAAGACAGUGUCUCGAUCGAUGAGGUUCAAGCACGCAUAUUGGACUCGGAGAUCUCAUUGCCGAUUCGGGCCAUAUUAGGAGCUUCACCGGAGCUACAGAAGCGCAUCGCCUCCAUGACCAAGACUCGUCGGGAGUUCUCAGCCAAAGCUGGCGACAGCGUGCUGGUCAGCCUGACAUCCCCUCCUGAAAGCCCGGACCAUCAGCAGGUCACUGGGCGUGCUUCCGGCUCACAGCUAGAUGUCGCAGAUGCAGACAAGGGUGGAGAUUCAUCGGGUGUGGCCUAUCUAACAUGUGCGGACCCGACGGAGGCUAUGCAAAUCCUCCAUCGGUUUGCGAAUGCGGUGUCUCUUGGAUCAAAAUGCUUCUAUGCCAUGGCAAGCGGCAUUGUGCAAGGGAAGUUUGGCUCUGAGGACAUUACCUACCUUGUCGACAGCGGCUCUGAGCUCAAUCUCAUUACGAGCCGGGUAUAUGACCAAGCGGGCGUCGAAAUCGAUUCCGACGGUGCUCGCUGGUCCCUCAAAGGAAUCAGCGGAGAUCCAGUUCCCUUACUCGGGUGUUGCAGGGAUGCUCCAGUCGAGAUUGGAGGCUGGCGAUUUGAUCACCACUUCUUCGUCGGCACGUGGAAGUUCGGUCAUCACGACGGUAUCCUCGGUCAACCGUGGCUCCAGUGGUACUCUGCGCAGAUCGACUACACCCGCAGAGUUUCAGCCGACCUUCUCGCUUACCCCUCAGAAGAUCGUACCAGCAAAUGCCUUCGUAUCUGUCUCAUCGGAGUCGAUAACUCACGGAACUCAGACCGGCUCAUCAUGGCUUCCAGUGGUGAGACAGACGGAGUGGGCGCCCUCUGA